GAUGAUAACUAAUAACACUCUGGAUGAUUACACAGUCUUAGCAUCGUACCCAGAGGAGGAGAACCUGGAAGAGGAGAACGAGACGACCCCGGAGACAGGAGUGCGGAGCAGCAACAUCCUGGACAACCACGGCUUCCUGAUAUCACACCCGGAGGAGGAGAGACUGGACGAGGAGGACGACGUGAAGAUCUACAAGGCCGUGGUGGACAGUAUGGCCCAGUGGGAGCUGCAGAAGAUCAAGAAGAUGAACAGGAGGCGGCUUCGGAGGGACGAGGAGGUGGUGUGCUACAUGGACCUGGGCUGCUUUAGAGAUGAGGGACCUUUUGACUACCUCGACAUGCUCCCUUCACCCCCCGAGGAGGUCAACACAAAGUUCCUGCUGUACACUCGGGAGAGGGGAGAAAGAGAGAAAGUGAUCAAGCCCAACAACAUCACCACCAUCAUCAACUCUCACUUCAACAUCUCCCGCCCCACCAAGCUUCUCAUCCACGGCUUCGGUUCCUCCUGCUACAGCGUCUGGAUACGUGAGAUGCGGGUUGCUCUUCUCACCAUGAUGAACGUGAACAUCAUCUGCGUCAACUGGCAGAAGGGGGCUGAGGUCCCCAACUACGUGAGGGCCGCCAGCAACACUCGUCUCGUGGGCCGCCAGGUGGCGCUCUUCAUCGAGACACUCAACGCCUACCUCAACACGUCCCUCGAUGACUUCCACCUCAUUGGCUUCUCACUUGGAGCCCACGUGUCCGGCCACGCAGGAGCCCGCCUCAAAAACCUAUCCAGGAUCUCUGGGUUGGACCCAGCUGGACCACUGUUUGAGUCCUAUUCUCCCUCCGUACGUCUAGACCACACGGACGCUCGCUUCGUUGACGUCAUCCACACCAACGCAGACUCCCUCCUGAUGGGGGGACUUGGAGCCUUUGAACCCAUGGGCCAUGUUGACUUCUACCCCAAUGGUGGAAGAAUGCAGACAGGCUGUGCAAACCUCUUUGUCGGGGGAGUGUCUGACAUAUUGUGGCCUACUGAAGGUGAUGGGCGGUACCUCUGCAACCAUCGGAGAGGUUACAAGUAUUACCUCAACUCGGUGGCACCCAUCUGUAAAUUCCCUGCCUUCAUUUGCCGUGACUAUGAGACCUUUCUGAAAGGCGACUGCUUCCCCUGUGACUCCUGUGGAAACAUGGGCUACUUUGCUAACCAGGCUGAGGGACGCGGCCAGCUCUACCUAAUCACCAGGGACACUGAGCCCUUCUGUGCUAACCAGUACAAGGUGACGGUGAACCACUCGGGGGGCCCACCUGCCGAACCCGUCACCACCUACGGCCGACUAGACGUUACCUUCAUUGCUGCCGACGGGAUCAACGAAACCCUCCAGCUGACCCAGAGUGAGGAUACAGUGUUGGAGGCAGGAAAGACUACGGUGAGGAUCCUGGUGCCUCAUCCAGCCCUCACGGAGGUCCACGCCGUCCAGCUCCGCUACACCGCCUACAACGGAUGGAUCUAUACUGGGUUCUCCCGCUGGGCCAUCGACAAGAUCUCCCUCAUGGACAGUUUUGGUAACAUGUUGUCAUUCUGUCACCGAGGGACAACGUUGAUCUCAGGAAAGGCAAUGCACUUGACACUGUUACCAGGGGACUGUGUUGUGAGGGACGCCCCAUUGAAUCCUGCCCUCACCCCACACCGCUUCUCCGACUCCUUGCCUGAGGAAAGCGAGAAUGAAGUGCAACAGUUGUCUCCAGUCCUGGCCGUGGCACCUCGUCCAGAGCCUCAACGCAACACCACUGUCUCCCAUCAUCCCUUCAACCUCACCCAACCCAUCCCAACACCUAUUCUCACACCCCUAGAUGCCCACACCACUAUAUUAACACCUCUGCAUGGUCAAGUACCACUUCCCAUCAACAGGGAAGUUCUUCCAAACUACAGUCGUCCUCAAGGGUUCUACAAUAUGUCCCUGCUGAGGCCCCCUCACCCACCCCAAGUUAUCCUUCCUGACAAACUCUCAAUCAACUUACCUGACAAGAUGCAGAACAAAGUACCCCUCACGAGGUAUGGUGUGGCUGGAGGGGGAGUACUGACACCACCAAUACCACUGUCAGGGACACAGGCCAGUGUUGUGGCUGUCAGCAGUGAGGAGCCCGUCAAUGUCAUCCCAGCACCAAAUUUGGCACACUUCCCUACACAGGGGUCCCAGAUAGUGUUUCAUCCAGAGAAUGAACAAGGAUCUGGAGGUGUACAUCCAUCUGGAAGUAAAGAAUCAUCAAAUUCUGUAAAUGCUCCAGUGUUCCUACAUAACACCACACCUAUACCUUCCCCUGCUGGCCACAACCAAACAAUGAAUCACCCAAUAGUUGUCAGCAAGGCUGAGACUGGGUUAACAAAUAAGGGGUCACCACCCAGCAUGGUAGUGACCCCUUCACUUGCUUCUGCUCUCCUGCCUCCUGACAUUCACAUCAUUAAUGCCACCAUCCAAACUAAUAAAAAUGCCGAAGACAGAACAUUCUCCACCCGAGUGAGCAGCGUGACGCCCAAUACUGACGCAAGUCACGCUUCCAACAGUUUCAAGACUACAGUUAAAAACAACAAGACAGAUCCUAUUAUAAGUAGCACACUCAGUCCUGAGGGUCCAUCCUUACCAUCAGUUUCAACUCCUCAAACACAUAAAUCUGGUCCAAUUCUACUGGGGACCCUUACUCCAACCCCACCCUCAGCUGCUGCACGACCUACACUGUCCAUUGCACCCACAGGAAGACCGUUCUGGUUGGCCCCUAAUGAACAAUUUAGUUAUCAUAGGAGAGACAACGUGGGCAGUGCCUCCCCUGUCCAGGUAGGAAGGCCAAUCACUGUCUAUGAAUUUAGUCCACCAGCUGCCUCACCCCACCAACUACAUAUCCAGACAGAACUCAACAACAAGGCUCCUGCAAUCUUAGACACCAACAGCUUAAUAGAUGGAGAAGUUCCUGAGAGGGAGCGAGCACGUGCCCUCAAGCUAGGUCCUCGACCCACCAACUCCAUUAACCCCCAACACUUCUCAGCUGGAAAUAGCAGAAUUGACUGUGACAGUUCUUCUCUGUGCUCCAGCCAGAGUGACAACAGACAGUCAUCUCACACAUCAUACACCAACAUUCCUUCUCAAGUGACAAGUUCUCAGAAAAACUUGACUCACCGACAACCUACUGUCCACCAGUCUCCUCUCCAGGGGUCACCACCUUCUCGGGUUGACACUCCUCCAAGGCCCCAUGUGAGGUAUAUCAGCACACAUAUUGAAGAUUCUCAGCUUGUUGGCACAGAAACUGUUUUAAGACCUGUUGAAACUCCUCCUCUUUUAUUUGUAGCUCCUAAUGGUCCACUCAUAAGACAUCCCAGACCUACACCCCAGGCCAGGCCCCUCACAGUCCAUGACACCCAGGUUAGGCCAUCAGCAAGUCAUGCUCAGUCACCAGGAGCUUUUCUAGACAACCCGCUGCGGCCACCACCAUUACGCAGUCUUCCACCGGACACCAUCGUAGGUCGUGGAAGAGCACCUCAACCAACCCAGACCUCACAUGACCAGGAUUCUUGGUUGCCACAAACACAUCAUGAUCUCGAGAGAGUGAAAACUCGUGGACAAAAGUCCUCUCCUGUGCAGCAAAAGGCCGAGUCUCACUCACAGCACCAACAAUUGCAACAGCAUCAUCAGCAGCACCUCACACAGCAGCAGCAGCAGCACCUCACACAGCAGCAGCACUACCUUACACAACAGCAUCAACAGCAGCACCUCACACAGAAGCAUUUCACACAACAGCAACAGCAUCAACAGCACUUCAUGCAGCACCAUCAACAACAGAAUCAGCCACGAAAUCACCACCAUCUUGAGCAACAGCAGCAUCACACUAGGGCACAGCAGCCCUCAGGACAACAGUCAGCAUCGGCGUCAGUGAGCAACGUGACACAGAUAAAGUUUGAGGCAACACCCGAGCGGCCACCGAGACCGGUCCCGGCUCCCGUCCCCUUAUAUGUCCAGCUACUUCCACCAGCUUUCAGUCACCUGCCCCACCUGGAGACUUUUUCACAGCCUCGGGAAUCCAGAAAACCCCAGGAGCCCUCCAGCAGGAAGCGAGGUACCGUGGGCGGACGGGCAAGUAGAGGACGUAGCCUGUCACUGCCUGCACCAGGGGGCCGGGCAGCCGUGUUCACUCCGCUGCUACUACAGGUGCAGGAGAACCACCAAGGCAGGUAUAUACCCCUCAGACACAUACCACAAGCUCCUCUCCUCACCUAGACUCAGUGUUAUUUAUUCAGUGUUUAAGAGUUACUGAUCAUUCUCAUUAUAAGACUCUUGUGUCAUUAAGUGAGUGUUGACAUCAUCACUGCAACACUUAUCACUACAACACUCGGCAUCACUACAACACUCGGCAUCACUACAACACUCGGCAUCACUACAACACUCGGCAUCACUACAACACUCGGCAUCACUACAACACUUGGCAUCACUACAACACUUCUCAGAAUUUGUUAUUUAAAAAUGAUCUGCUUUUAGCUUCUUAAAUUAAUGAAAACUAAUAUUUAUUAUCUUGUUAACUCGGCAGCAUCCACACCCGGGUCAUUGCUCUAAUAUAACACAAAUACUGUUGACUUAGAUAUGAAUUUUUAUAUUUAAAACAGAAUUAAAUUUGUGAGUAAUUAUUAUCUAUAAACAGAGGACAAACUCAGAGCUGUUAUUUGUUAUAUGCUACAGCUCCUCUCUGGGACUAACAUUGUUCACGAGGCAUUGUUAUGAUAAUAGUGCAGUGUAGUGAGGUUCACACAUGGUCUUCUUCCUGUACUAACCACUGUAUUGAACUGUAUGGUAGCACAAGAUGAUGAUGGUGACACACACAAGAUCAUAAUGGUGCUUUUUCUCGUUGUUGGCAAUGAUGAAUCAAGAAGGUGGUGACUCAAUAGUGUAACUCAACUGCACCAAACUGUUAGCUACACAUAUUAAUUCUUAUCAUCUUCUUGUUUGACUUUUUUGUUUGUAGGGUGAGCAGUGCCUUGUUUGUGUAAGGAUAAUUAGUGCCGUGUGUGUGUGGUGGCCAUGAACGAGUGUCUCUCCUCCAAAUCUAUCUGACAAAACCUAAUAAUUUUCUAUUUAUUUACAUGAACCAGGAGCUGCAUUUAUGUUGUCAGUUAUCUCACACAAAAUAUGUAUGUACAGUUAAAGAGUUCACACUGUAUGAUGAUGCAUCUAGGAUUAUGAAGAUUCUAUACAGUACAGUCUGUUCAACCAUGACAUUGUUCAUCCAGAUAACAUUUGAACGUAUUUAACUAGCUUGACAACAUUUCACAGUUCAUUAACAUGAACCUUAAGAAAAUUUGGAAUUAAAUUAUUUUUCCUACAGAUAGAUAUAUAAUAAGGUAACUCAGGAGGUAAUAAUAUAAUAACAUUCACCUCAAAAGUCAUACACUGUGUCAAGUUUGAGUAGAAACUCGGAGGGAUUCUUUUAAGCAUUGGAGCUGGGCUGCGGUGUUGGAGAUCUGAUGUUCAGUAUUACUGAACUUGUAAAGUACCUUGUAGCACAGGAAACAAACCAUACAGCCGAUAGUGCCUCACCACUCCGGGCUUCCUGGAGAAGAAAUAAAAGCCUUAGACACUGAUUACCUGGUAUUAGUAAAUGACUUAGGAUAGUCAGACAUAAAGCUGAAUGCACAACAAAAAAAAUAAUCAUACAGUAGAUUCAUGUUCAGUUGAGCCAUGAAGUAAACAGGUUGACGUACACCUACUGAAGAUGGGUUGAAUAAAUGUGUAAUAACUUUAUUUGAUGUAAUUUUACAGUUGAAUGAGGUAAGAAGAUGUUGUCAUCUCAUCUGUCAAGUUUAGGUGUUAUAUUCCUGUCAAGCUUCACAUCUGGACAAUCGCUGUGAAAUGAACUCCAGUUAUAAGACCCCAACCAUCUAACCUAACCUAACCUAACCCAAUCAUUAGGAUUGGGAGCCAAUUUUAAUAGGCCCAGCUUUAGUAGGCCUCAUGUGUAAUACAGAACUGUACUGUAAUUAGAUUAGGUUCAUUCCAGUCAAUUUUCACUUAUACGAAGAUUAAUGAAAAUAACUUGAGGCAAUAUUAAAGAUAUCACCUUCAACCUUAAAUUUUGUUGAAGAUUAUGUGUGAUUUUUGUUGUGUGUGUGUGUGUGUGUGUGUGUGUGUGUGUGUGUGUGUGUGUGUGUGUGUGUGUGUGUGUGUGUGUGUGUAUGUGUGUGUAAUUAAUCAUGUGCAAAGACCCUGCAGAAAAUGUCGCAGCUUCAUGGAACACUUGUUUAGGUCAGAUUUCAUUAUCAUUUAUCAGUUUUCCUUAUUUAUUAUUUAUUAUUUACUCUUUUUAAGUGUUUACAUAAGUGGUGACACAUGUAUAUAUAUUUUUUACACCCAGUACUGUACAGGGUCUCAAUAUAUCAUCCAACACAUUUCAAAACUUUACAACCUCAAAAACAUGUGGACCAAGCUCUAUCUAUUACUGUCUAUCUGUUAGGUUAUGGAGUUUUUAAAUGAGUCAGAUAAUCCGUAAACACCCUGUACUGUACUGUACUGUACUGUACUGUACUGUACGGUACGGUACAUUUUAUGCCUGUACUGUACACAA
This is a messenger RNA of Homarus americanus (American lobster), 6584 nucleotides long. RefSeq lists its product as uncharacterized. The record is from RefSeq and is a predicted model, not a curated record. Gene Ontology annotation, molecular function: lipase activity. NCBI's taxonomy places the organism in Eukaryota, Metazoa, Arthropoda, Malacostraca, Decapoda, Nephropidae. The transcript has 11 exons. Gene Ontology annotation, biological process: lipid metabolic process. Bases 2 to 4249 code for a protein of 1415 amino acids.